Messenger RNA from Cryptococcus amylolentus CBS 6039, 1448 nucleotides. RefSeq lists its product as hypothetical. NCBI's taxonomy places the organism in Eukaryota, Fungi, Basidiomycota, Tremellomycetes, Tremellales, Cryptococcaceae. The transcript has 10 exons. Bases 267 to 1157 code for a protein of 296 amino acids. Gene Ontology annotation, molecular function: oxidoreductase activity, acting on the CH-OH group of donors, NAD or NADP as acceptor. The record is from RefSeq and is a predicted model, not a curated record.
GUUUGCCCCGCGGAUUCACUAAGAGUACUAUCCAUGAACACUCCACGCCAGCAUCUCGGCUGCCCUCAUAUAAAGUAUAGUAUGCACGGCAAACAAGCGACACUCGUCUCCUCGAAUACCCUCCAUAUGUAUGCCCACGAGAAGGCUGCCGAACGCGCAACCGACGGGCAGACGGCCUCCACUUCGACCCUGCUUCGGUCAGGUUCCAUAAAUUACUUUUGUCAACAAGCUAUUGCAUCGACUAACGACUUCUACGACUUCUGACGAUGCCUGCUAUCAAACCGGGAUCUCUCGUUCUGGUCACAGGCGCGAGUGGUUACAUCGCCGCGCAUACUGUAGACACACUCUUGAAAAGGGGGUUCAACGUCAGAGGGACUGUUCGGAGUCAAUCCAAGGGAGGAUACCUCGCCAACCUUUUCAAGAAUGCCAAAGCCAACUUUGAGUAUGCCAUUGUCGGCGACAUCGCCGAGAAAGGGGCGUUUAAUGAAGUCGUUAGAGGAGUAGAUGCCGUGGCUCAUAUGGCUAGUCCUUGUCACUAUAACGCUGUUGAUCCUGCCGAAAUGCUUGGGCCCGCCAAGAGUGGUACUUUGGGUGUUCUAGAGAGUCUCAAGAGAUACAACCCUGACUGCAAACGUGUCGUCGUCACAAGCUCAGUCGGCGCUAUAAUCAACACGGAUCUUCUCCAGCAGAAACCUCACAAAUUCACGGAGGCCGACUGGAACCCCGUGAGUUUGAGAGUAUGCGAAGAGAAGGGCCGAGAUGCCGAUGGUGCCAACAUGUAUCGAGCCAGCAAGACUCUUGCAGAGCAGUCUUUCUGGAAAUGGAUCGAGGAUGAAAAACCAUCGUUCGACGGUGUCGCCAUUAACCCUUCAAGAGUACUCGGACCCAUCAUCCAAGAAUGUGCUUCACCCGAGUCUUUGAACGCCUCCGUCGGGUACUUUUAUGACUGGAUGAUUGGCAAAAAGACACAGGACGACCUUCCUGAUCCUGGUGGAAACUAUGUAGACGUCCGUGACUGUGCUAUGGGACAUGUGAGAGCUCUAGAGGUUGAAGAAGCUGCGGGCCAACGGUUCAUCACUGGUAACAACUCGUAUAGCGGGAACGACUUUGCCCUCGUGAGUAUACCUGACGCUGCUUCCAUCUCCUGCAGAAGCUGACUCCCCAAAAGUCUAUUGCCAGAGCAUACUUCGACCUCCCCAAUGUGCCCAGAGGCAAUCCAGACCCAGCAUACAACCAAAAACUGCGAGACGACUACAAUUUCUUUGACGGGUCGAAAGCUACUAGGGUGUUGGGUUUGCAGUAUAGGUCGAGAGAUGAGACGCUUGGGGAAAUGGCGAGGAGUUUGAGGGAGAGGUUUGAUGCCUUGUAGAUAUGUAGACGGUUAGAUGACUAGAUGUAAUUGGGAGGUGUCGGUGUGUGGUGUUCAUGUAUAUAUCAUACGUUACGCG